This is a messenger RNA of Magnolia sinica, 1478 nucleotides long. RefSeq lists its product as uncharacterized. The record is from RefSeq and is a predicted model, not a curated record. Lineage: Eukaryota; Viridiplantae; Streptophyta; Magnoliopsida; Magnoliales; Magnoliaceae. The transcript is spliced from 8 exons. The coding region runs from base 24 to 932 and encodes 302 amino acids.
CUCGGAAGCCGGAAUCAGCGAAUAUGAGCAGUUCGUGCUUUCAUCCCAGCAUUCGCGCGCGUGUGCCGGACCUUCCAUCUGGCAAAAAACUUCGCCCCGAGGCCCGCCCUCCUCAGCACCUCCGCCUAUCCUGCGCCGUAGGUGUACGGCGCAUCCCCUUGCAGCAUCGAGCGGAGAAGAAGGUCCGUCCAAUGGCAGCAGCAGCGACACCAUUCUCAAGUGAUAGCUCCAUCGAAAUGCGCGAAGAAUCCGACUUUCAAGUGCUUCUCUCUCCAGACGGAUAUAUCUCUGUCUGCGGUUUCGGUUCUCUUCUCUCAGAAAGAAGCGCAAGGAGUACAUUUCCUGACCUCAUAAACUUCAGGAUGGGGAAAUUACAUGGAUUUCGACGAAUCUUCUGCCAUGUUGCUCCAAUUUUCUUUGAUCGUGGGAUAGCAAAAGAAGAAACUGGGGAGAUUUCGAGCCUGAGCGUAGAGCCCUGUCAACGGGAAACUCUUGUCAUUACUGUGUUUGACAUAAAAAUAUCGGAGGUUCCAUCUUUUAUUGAAAGGGAGCAUGAAUUUCGUUUCUUAGCUGUUGUGCCUGAAGAAAUGAAUGGGGAACCUUUUACUCGCCCGGCUGUGCUUUGCGCUCGUUAUAGCGAUGAGGAAUACUUUCAUGUUAGAUGCAAAGGAAGCAAAGAGAUCUUUUUUCAGCGCUAUGGACGCCUUAACAUCCAGAAAAUAUGGCGGGAUGAUAUCUUACCAUGCCGUGUUUAUCUUAGGCAUUGUGUGUUGGCUGCGAAGAAUCUCGGAGAAGCAGCUUAUGAAAACUUCUUAGAUCAUACAUUCCUUGCCGAUCGGAAAACAACAAUCCGCCAAUACUUGUAUACAACUGGUUCUGGUAUUAUGGAAGAAGAGCCUCCAGAAGCACUCAAGAGCCGCUAUGGAGGUUGACGACAUGAACCGUCCAAGCGCAUACCCACAUUGAAAUGAUUAUGUGCAGCCUGAUGGACAGAUGACGAAUUUAUUUUGAUGGCUUAGAUCAUCUCAUUUCAACUACAAGUCAAGUGGGCAAUCUCCGCAGCUCAUUUAUAUUACUAUAUGGGCCUGACUUGGUUAAGAAAGGAGAAAAAAGCGCGUCCCACCAGAUGCCUACAAUUUGGUUUGUUCUUUGAUUACAAAGUUUAAUAGGUUGAGAUAGAAGAAAGACUCAAGCACUGUGUUUUAUUAAUUGCCUGAGGUACUUGCAUGGAUUGCUGACUGGUCCGAGUCGACUCGACUCAAGACCAGAUGAAUGGGCCUGAGUUGAAGGAUUAGGCCUAGAUGGGCUGAUCCCGUGUUUCGUGGUCGUAGAGGGUUGAGGAUGUCCUCCUACAGGCUCUUUUCCUCGUGUCAGCACCGAUUCUUGCGUGAGAACCAUUGUGGGGCUGAGUUGAAGGAUAAGGCCGAGUGGGGACUCUUGUCAUUUUAUGGAAUUUUUAUAAUUUUAUUUUGCUACUG